Molecule: messenger RNA, 1589 nt
Organism: Triticum dicoccoides
Lineage: Eukaryota; Viridiplantae; Streptophyta; Magnoliopsida; Poales; Poaceae
Product: receptor-like protein EIX1
Exons: 1
Coding region: 4-1473 (489 amino acids)
Molecular function (GO): protein binding
Source: RefSeq, a predicted model, not a curated record
GCCAUGCAUACAACCACUACCAAGCUCCUGCUCAUAUGCGUCCUAGCUGCCGCCAAGUUGCCGGCCUCCGAUGCACUUCAGCUCGGGCCGGCUGGCGGCUCGGUCGGCGCAAGCUGCAUACCGCGGGAGCGGGACGCCCUGCUGUCCUUCAAGCGCGGCAUCACCAGCGACCCCAUGGGUGUUCUUGACUCUUGGCACAAGAAAGACUGCUGUCAGUGGAGGGGCGUCAAGUGCAGCAACCGGACCAGCCAUGCCCUUAGGCUUCAUCUUCGUAAUCUGUCUCCAGAGACAGGUUUGGUUGGCGAGAUAAGUAAUUCUUUGCUGUCCAUGGAUCGUCUAGUGCACCUUGAUCUUAGCAUGAAUUAUCUCGAGGGCCCAAGUGGCCGCAUGCCAGAGUUCUUGGGCUCUUUGACGAGAUUGAGAUAUCUCAACCUCUCCGGCAUACCAUUUUCUGGCAGAGUACUCCCUCAGCUCGGCAACCUCUCAAACCUUCAGCAUCUUGACCUCUCAGGCCAAUCAUACCCAUAUAUGUACUCAAAAGAUAUUUCAUGGGUAGCACGCAUCCCUAAUUUGCAGUAUCUUGGAAUGAAUUCAGUAAACCUCGGCACGAUAGUUGAUUGCCCUUAUGUUGUCAACAUGAUUCCUUCUUUGAAGGCCCUCAAUCUUCGGUCUUGCUCUCUUCCAACUGCAAAUCAGUCGCUCCCACAUAUUAAUCUUACCAAACUCGAGAGGCUUGAUCUCUCCGGUAACAUCUUUGCACACCCGAUGGCAAGGGGUUGGUUUUGGAAUUUGACAGGCCUCCAGCAUCUCUACCUUGCCGGAACUAAACUAUACGGUCAAGCUCCUGAUGCACUGGCACAUAUGACAUCCCUUGAAGUCAUUGAUUUGUCAUUUAAUCGUAACAUGGGGACGAUGACUACAAGCUUCAAAAACCUAUGCAGUCUGAAAAUUCUGGACCUUUCUUGGUGUCAAAUUGUUGGAAAUAUAAAGGAUAUUAUAGGGAGGAUGCCACAGUGUCCCUUGAACAAACUGCAAGUGUUGCGUUUGGGCUACAACAAUAUCAGCGGAAACAUGCCGGAUCAGACAGCACACUUGACCACCUUAGUCGUUCUUGAUAUCUCUGUGAACAACCUAAAUGGAGGCAUACCGCACGGGGUGGGGCUUCUCUUUAGUUUAAGCAGACUUGAUCUCUCUUCCAACAAUCUCAGUGGACCUGUGCCAUCUGAGAUCGGCAUGCUCGGCAACUUGACCAUGAUGAAUCUUGAAGGCAACAACUUGACUGGUAACUUCACUGAAGAACAUUUUGCAAGUCUAACAAGGUUAAAGGAGUUGUAUUUAGAUGGGAAUUCCUUGAGGAUUACAGUUGGUCCCGAUUGGAUACCACCUUUCAGUUUAGAAGAAGCAGCUCUUGGCUCUUGCCAGCUAGGCCCUUCGUUUCCUGCAUGGCUUCAGUUCCAAGUGGACAUUCGCUGAUGGAUAUAUCAAGCACAGGUAUAGUUGAUAGGCUUCCUGACUGGUUCACCACUACAUUUGCAAAGGUCACAUAUCUGCACAUCUCCAACAAUGAAAUCAGUGGCAGGUUGCCAAGA